CGUCGUUCAUCGUCAGACGCGGCCACAAUGAGCAGAUACGCCUCAUUCGGCAGCUUUGAGCUGAACAGCAUCGUGCGAGGAGCCCAAUUGACUGUGGUGGGCGCCAACCGAGCUCUCCAGAAUCCUGGCAUCUUCACGAGCGAGCUGUAUAGACAGGCGGCAUUGGCCGUAGCGUGUGGGUUGGCCAUCCGGAUGCUUGUUGCCAUACCAACCAUCGGCAUCCGUAUCUUCAUCAAGUUUCUCGGCCUCUUCACAGAUUUAUCCGGUGCGAAAUGGGACGAGGAGAUCAUCGAGGGCAUUUCCUUCAUCGAAAACUCGGUUCUCCAGGUGCCUUUCUUCCUGAUGUCCUUCAUUCGCCAGCUCAGUCCUGCCAUGGAUCACAUGUUCAUGGACAGUCUCCAAUGGGUGGACCAAACCUACGCCCAGAAGCACAAAACAGACGACCCAUCACAGCUCAGAGCCAUGUACUAUCCCAACCUGAAGCUGUAUAGCGAACUUGCUCCAUCGACGAAGACGAAGAAGGAUCCAUACCAGGCACUCAAAGCAUUCGGUUACCGCUUUGGCAAGAAGGCCGUGGUAUCGUUGGGAGUCUAUCUUCUAUCUCUGCUGCCAUACAUAGGGCGAUAUGUCCUACCCGCCGCUUCUUUCUACACCUUCCACCAAGCUGUAGGAUUGCAACCCGCGCUGCUGCUCUUUGCAAGCUCUCUCUUUCUACCAAAGCGAUACCUCGUUAUGUUCCUCCAGAGCUACUUCUCGAGCCGAACGCUCAUGCGAGAGUUGCUGGAACCCUACUUCUCUCGAGUCCGCUACACACCUGAACAGAAGAAACAGUGGUUCCAUGAUCGAGAAGGCGUUCUCUUCGGCUUUGCUUUCGCCUUCGUUUCUUUCCUGAAGAUACCACUGCUCGGCGUCCUUAUCUACGGCAUCGCAGAGGCUUCGACUGCAUAUCUGAUCACCAAGAUUACCGAACCACCACCAGAGCCGCAACAAGCCGAAAAAUUCAAGCAGGAGGAUAUACAUUGGAAGAACAAGCAUGAGUUUGUGAGCUUGCCACUUGAUGCCAUCGACAAAUUCAACAUGACUCUGAAAGAGAAGAGCCAUGCCCAUACAGAAAGCGAGAUAAAAGCUGGUCGACAAUUUACCUAGCAGGUCACUUUCCCUUUAGGCACAAAUUGAAGACGAGAACAGCCGAUCA
Messenger RNA from Sphaerulina musiva SO2202, 1195 nucleotides. RefSeq lists its product as uncharacterized. The record is from RefSeq and is a predicted model, not a curated record. The transcript is spliced from 3 exons. The coding region runs from base 28 to 1146 and encodes 372 amino acids. Lineage: Eukaryota; Fungi; Ascomycota; Dothideomycetes; Mycosphaerellales; Mycosphaerellaceae.